UAAUUUCUAAAAAGCCCAAAAGAUCGACAUUUUGCAUAAUUUCCCUCUAAUUUAAUACUCCCUUCACACAACGUGCAAAAAUUAUUAAAAUUUGCAUUUCUUGAAGCCUGGUUAUUUUGCCUCAAGCUAAGCGAGCAAAUACGAGAUUUUCUCUCGAUACCAUCUGCACUUCCUCUUUCAAUUUCUUUGGGUUUCAAUUUCUCUUUCUUCUUAUUCUUAUCGACAGAUUGUUACUCUAUCAGCUUUUGGUGGUGAUUCUUUGAGGUAUAAGGAGGAAAAUUUGAGAAAUUUAAUGCAAUUUAGUUGUAGAGUUUGAUUCAAUCAAGGUUUUUUUUUAAUUUCCUUGGUGGGUUUUGGAUAAAAUUCUUGUUUGUGGUGAGUUGAAAUGAGUGUUGUAGGUUUUGAUAUUGGAAAUGAGAACUGUGUUAUUGCUGCUGUAAAGCAAAGGGGUGUUGAUGUGUUGCUCAAUGAUGAAUCCAAACGUGAAACACCUUCUGUGGUGUGCUUCGGAGAAAAGCAGAGGUUCAUCGGCUCUGCUGGUGCUGCCUCUGCUAUGAUGCACCCCAAAACUACGGUAUCUCAAGUGAAAAGGUUAAUUGGUAGGAAAUUUCAGGAACCUGAUGUUCAGAAUGAGUUAAGAUUGUUACCAUUUGAAACUUCAGAGGGUCAGGAUGGUGGCAUUUUGAUUCACUUGAAGUAUUUAGGUGAGACUCAUAGAUUUACGCCGGUGCAGAUUAUGGCAAUGCUCUUUGCACAUUUGAAAUAUAUGACAGAGACAAAUUUGGGAGUUCCUGUUUUGGAUUGUGUUAUUGGGAUUCCAUCUUACUUCACUGACUUACAAAGAUGUGCGUAUCUGGAUGCUGCUACAAUUGCUGGGUUAAAGCCUCUAAGAUUGAUGCAUGACUGUACUGCAACUGCACUUGGUUAUGGGAUUUACAAAACGGAUUUCUCCAAUGCUGGUCCAACAUAUGUUGCAUUUAUUGAUAUUGGUCAUUGCGAUACCCAGGUCUCAAUUGUAUCGUUUGAGGCUGGAAACAUGAGGAUAUUGUCACAUGCUUUUGAUAGCAGCUUGGGUGGAAGGGAUUUUGAUGAGAUUUUGUUUGAAUAUUUUUCGGUGCAUUUCAAGGAGCAGUAUAAUAUAGAUGUAUACACCAAUAUCAGGGCUUGUAUCAGGUUAAGGGCAGCAUGUGAAAAACUGAAGAAGGUUUUGAGUGCAAAUGCAGAGGCACCUCUAAAUAUCGAGUGUUUGAUGGACGAAAAGGACGUCAAAGGUUUCAUAAGGAGGGAAGAAUUUGAGAAGUUGGCUUCCUGGUUGUUGGAGAGGAUUAACGUUCCUUGUACUAAAGCUAUAACUGAUGCAGGGUUAGCUGUGGAGAAAAUCCAUGCUGUUGAGCUUGUUGGAUCAGGGUCCAGGAUACCAGCUAUAACAAGACAGUUAGCUUCUCUAUUUAGGAGAGAACCCAGUCGGACAAUAAAUGCAAGCGAGUGUGUGGCACGGGGAUGUGCUCUCCAAUGUGCGAUGCUCAGUCCAAUUUUUCGGGUUAGAGAUUACGAGGUUCAAGAUUGUAUUCCAUUCUCCAUAGGAUUCUCUUUAGAUGAAACCCCAAUUUCACAAGAAGAGUCAAAUUGCGUGUUGUUUCCUAGAUGCCAACCAAUUCCAAGUGUUAAAGUUCUGCAAUUACAGAGAAGUAGUUUGUUCCAUUUGGAAGCAUUCUACGCUAAUCCACAUGAACUGCCUUCUGGAGUAUCCUCGAAAAUAAGUUGCUUCACGAUUGGCCCUUUCCAAGCUUCCCAUAGUGAGAGGGCAAGGAUUAAAGUCAAAGUUAAGUUAAACAUUCAUGGCAUUGUCACCGUUGAGUCAGCUACAUUGAUCGAAGAGCAUGUAGAUGAUACAGUUACAAAGAAUUAUACACAUUCAGAAAUGAGCACAAAGGAGGCCCAGCAUGUAGCAAAUGGCGGUGAAGAUGGUACUGUUGUGCAGUCCAAACCAUCACAUGCUUCUGCUGAUGGUAAGACCAAUGAUAAAGCAACCAGGAGGCUUGAGAUACCAGUUCGUGAAAACAUAUAUGGUGCGAUGACAAAGACCAAGCUCAUCGAAGCUCAAGAUAAAGAACUUAAGUUGGCCCAACAAGACAGGACAAUGGAACAAACCAAAGAGAAAAAGAAUGCUUUGGAGUCUUAUGUCUAUGAAAUGCGGAAUAACCUUUUCAACACAUAUAGGGGUUUUGCAUCUGAUAAGGAGAGAGAGGGCAUUUCCCGGAGCCUACAGCAGACAGAGGAGUGGCUUUAUGAUGAUGGGGAGGAUGAAACUGAAGGCGCUUACACUUCCAAAUUAGAGGCUCUCAAGAAGUUGGUGGAUCCAGUUGAGAAUCGAUACAAAGAUGAAGAAGCAAGAGCACAGGCUUCAAGAGAUCUGCUGAAGUGCAUUGUGGAUUAUAGAAUUUUAAUAGAAUCUCUGCCAAAUGAGAAUAGAGAAUUGCUUUUUGUUUUUCAGAUCAUGAACGCGUGCAAUCAGGCUGAGCAGUGGCUGAGAGAGAAAACUCAACAACAAGACUCUUUACCUAAGAACAUUGACCCUCUAUUAUGGUCAAGUGAGAUUAAGAGCAGGACUGAGGAUCUAAACAUGAAAUGUGAGCGAAUAAUGACACGCAAGGCUUCUCAUCGGGAUGUAGAGAACCAGGGCCCGGACCAGCAAGAAUAGGUUAGAUGUGUACGGAACAUCUUUGCAAAAGUUUACAGUUCACACACGCUUUCAGUAAUUAGAAGAGCACACUGAUUAAUUGAGUUUGACGUUGCAAGAAGCAAGACCUCAUUUGAAUUCAGUGCAUAGGGGGAGGGAGGGUCACGGACCAGGUAAUAUACGAUUGCCUUUUGAGGGAUAGUAACUCAUUAGAAACUUUGAUGUAGUUUAAGAGCUUGCCAAUUCAACCAGGCUUUUUGUUGGACAUACUCGAGUAAUGACAUAUAAGUAAAUUUAAUAAUUCGUGUAUUUGUAUUUUUUUGUUUCAUGUUUAAUACAUGUAAAACAUGAAGAUUGUUGUAUCAGAAUUUGUACACGUCAAACACAUAAUACUUAUGUUUUUGCCCAAUCAUUUAUGAUUUUUGUUAAAAUUUAAAAAAAAAAUGCAAGUUUAAUUUGUCAGUCUCCAUAUAAUGUUGCAGUCAUACUGAGGUCAUCAAGAACCC
This is a messenger RNA of Durio zibethinus, 3186 nucleotides long. Lineage: Eukaryota; Viridiplantae; Streptophyta; Magnoliopsida; Malvales; Malvaceae. The record is from RefSeq and is a predicted model, not a curated record.